CUUUCAAAUGACAACUUCCUUUACCUGCAGUGUGGAGCUGUGUGCCUGAAGCUCUUUGCCGGGAAUAAAAAAAGGCAUAAUCUUGGUACAAAAGAGGAUCGUAGCCAUAAAACGUGCUUUGCUUAAUAUUACAUAAUCACUCUGGGAACUAUACCUGCUUGCAAGAUAGGCAUUUGACAAAGGUGUGCAUCCGUCCAGGUGUGUGUUUUUGCUCCGGGCCAUUGAUACACUGACCCCGUCCUGUCUGCAGGUCAAUUACUGACUGUUCUGCUCCGUCAGACCGUUGUUCCACACCUCCAUACCUAAACCAGACGUCCCACCACAGAGUAAACAUCUGCUCUACUUCUCUUAGGAAAACACGGAUCAUUUAGAGACAACAGACAGCUUUUUUUUUGCAGAUUCUGAGUCAUACAUGACUGUUCCUGGGAUUGUUUAUCACCUCUACAUGUGAAAUUCCUUCAAAAUAAGGCAAACUAAGCAAUAUGGAUACAGCAUCCUUGAACACCUCGCUGUUCUCCGGCAGCAUGAGUACGGAUUCUCCCAAUUUGUCCACGAGAUCCAUGGGCUUCACUACUGACACGGAUUCAUCCCGCAGCAGCACACUCUUACACUGCAAUCAUUUCUUGGCAGCCAACUACAUCAGUGUGGUGGAAAAAUGCAUGAGUUCAAUGCAGACGGGCACUCAGAUGGUAAAACUCCGUGGAGGAUCCAAAGGCCUGGUGCGCUUUUUCUACUUGGAUGAACACAAGUCCUGUAUCCGCUGGCGACCGUCUAGGAAGAAUGAGAAAGCCAAAAUCUCGAUCGACUCCAUUCGGGAGGUUUGUGAGGGGAAGCAGUCUGAGAUCUUCCAGCGGUAUUCAGACGGUAGCUUUGAUCCCAACUGCUGCUUCAGCAUCUACUAUGGCGAGCACAUGGAGUCACUUGACCUGGUGUCUGGCACAGGAGAAGAGGCUCGCACCUGGAUUACUGGCCUUAAGUACCUUAUGGCCGGCAUCAGCGAUGAAGACAGUCUGGCUAAACGACAACGCACUCGUGACCAGUGGCUGAAGCAGACGUUUGCAGAGGCUGAUAAGAAUGGAGACGGCUGCCUCAGCAUCAGUGAAGUCCUCCAGCUCCUGCACAAGCUCAACGUCAACCUGCCCAGGCAGAAGGUCAAGCAGAUGUUUAAGGAAGCAGACACUGAUGACAACCAGGGUACUUUGGGAUUUGAGGAGUUCUGCUCUUUCUAUAAGAUGAUGUCAACGCGGCGUGAUCUGUACCUGCUGAUGCUCACCUACAGCAAUCAUAAAGACCACCUGGACACUGAUGACCUCAAGCGCUUCCUCGAGACGGAACAAAAGAUGACAAAUGUCUCUAAGGAGCACUGUCUUGAAAUCGUGGCCAAGUUUGAACCUUGUCCUGAAAACCAGACAUCGGGUGUGCUGGGGAUUGAUGGUUUUACAAACUACAUGCGCAGCCCUGCGGGGGACAUCUUCAACCCUGAACAUUACGAGGUGAACCAAGACAUGACGCAGCCCCUCAGUGAUUACUUCAUCGCUUCCUCCCACAACACGUAUCUGAUGGGAGACCAGCUCAUGUCUCAGUCUCGGGUUGAUAUGUACGCCUGGGUGCUGCAGGCCGGAUGCAGAUGUGUGGAAGUGGAUUGCUGGGAUGGACAGGAUGGAGAACCAAUCGUGCAUCAUGGCUACACCCUGACUUCCAAAAUCCUUUUUAAAGACGUCAUUGAAACCAUCAACAAAUACGCAUUCGCCAAAAACCAGUAUCCAGUGAUUCUGUCCAUCGAGAAUCACUGCAGCGUCCCUCAGCAAAAGAAAAUGGCUCAGUAUCUGACUGAAGUGUUGGGGGAUAAACUGGACGUGUCCUCCAUCCCCGCUGACCCGUCAGGACUUCUGCCUUCACCUGAAGCCCUGAAAGGCAAAAUACUGAUCAAGGGCAAGAAACUACCCUCAAAUAUAGAUGAGAACGCAGAGGAGGGGGACGUGUCUGAUGAAGACAGUGCAGAUGAGAUGGAGGACGAUUGUAAGCUGUUGAAUGGAGAUACGUCUAUGAACCGAAAGCAGGCGGAGAAUGUGGCCAAGAAAAAAUUAGAUAACCUCAUGAAGGAGUCAAAGAUUCGCGACCGGGAAGAUCCAGACAGUUUUACCAUCACAGCCCUGCCACCGUCAGGAAAACAUGACAAAUCGCCACUGAAGGGAAAAGCUGAAGAUAGUACCGACACUGGAGAUGAGGCCAACAUCGGUGGAAACAAACGUCUGGCCAGAACCUUCAUGGGCAGCUUUUCCAAACGCAAGAAAAAGACUAGCAAAGUGAAGAAAUCCUCUAGUUUUGAGGACACCGACACCGAUCAGGAGAGCUCAAGCGGGGCAUCUAAAGCACAAGCACAUCACAGCAGGAAGAAAAAAACCAUGAAGCUGUCAAGAGCCCUUUCUGACCUGGUAUACAUGAAAUCUGUGGGAAUGCCAGACUUUGAGUCUCAAGGUGUCACUUGGCAGGUGUCGUCGAUGAGCGAGACCAAAGCUCAUCAGUUAAUCCAGCAGAAGCCGGUGCCGUUCAUGCGGUUCAACCAGCGGCAGCUCUCUCGCGUCUACCCAUCUCCUUACCGCGUGGACUCCAGCAACUUCAACCCACAGCCCUUCUGGAACGCUGGCUGCCAUCUGGUUGCGCUGAAUUACCAGUCAGAGGGAAGAGUGCUGCAGCUCAACAGAGCUAAGUUCUAUUGCAAUGGCAACUGUGGUUACAUUCAGAAGCCUGGCUGCUUGUGUGAAGGUUCCUUUAAUCCAGUAGCUGAGGAUCCUUUGCCAGGUCGAUUGAAAAAGCAACUGAUUCUUAAGGUCAUCAGUGGUCAGCAAUUGCCCAAACCAAAAGACUCCAUGCUGGGGGACAGAGGAGAGAUAAUCGAUCCGUUUGUGGAAGUGGAGAUUAUUGGGCUACCGGUGGAUUGCUGCAAAGAGCAAACCAGAGUGGUUGACGACAAUGGAUUCAAUCCUAUGUGGGAAGAAACUCUCGUCUUCACUCUGCACAUGCCAGAGAACGCUCUUAUACGCUUCCUGGUGUGGGAUCAUGAUCCGAUAGGCCAAGAUUUCAUUGGUCAGAGGACCAUCGCCUUUAACAGCAUGAUUCCCGGUUACCGCCAUGUGUAUUUGGAAGGCAUGGAGGAAGCUUCUAUCUUUGUUCAUGUUGCAGUGAAUGACAUCACCAGUAAGGCUCGAGCAGUCAGUGGUAUAAAAGGACUCUUUCACAGAAACCCAAAGCAAGCAUCUCUCGACAGCCAUGCUGCUGCUCUGCUCAACCGUAAGAGUACCUUCGGUGCUCACCUCCUGCGCCGCACAGCCAGUGCCCCCACCAAGGGCCAACCCAAAGUCAAGAGGGGCUUCCCCGAGAUCUCCAUUGACACAAAAGAUUGCAGCUCGGACGGCGCCAGCGAGGAGCGGGAAUCUGAAGAGGGGCCUCUUGUCCACCACAAUGGAGAUACUGCGUCUGCAAAGUCAUGGGGUCAAGGCACCAACGGGCAGCUUCACCCUGAUGACAGAAAAGAAAAUUCUGAAGUGCAGAGUCCAACUCCAUCUCUGAACGCCUCAUGUCUGGAAUCCAUCACUGAGAACUUUCAGGAGAACAGCCCUUCGACCUCAACGCAAAGUCCUGUGGAUACCUCACCGCAUUGUCCCUUGUCCUCACCAUCCACAGCAAUAACGGCAUCUUCCAACGGGGAAAAUCUCAGCCCUGUGAAAAAUAACGAGGACAUCCUGAAAUCAUUUGCACUAACCCAAUCUACGAGUGGUAAGGAUUCUGGGAACAGUCCUGUAAACUCAUCAAUUUCCACUAAUUACCUUGACAUUGGAUGCGACACGCCAACUUUUCCCACUUUCCAUCGGGCGGAUGGAGAGGUUGCACAAGAGACAGUCAUCAAUCAAACAGGACUGACUCUAGAGAUAGAUGCUGGGAAGGAACCAACUGCCAUUCAGAGCUCUCAGAGGAUUCAGGCAUUGAAGGCAGUGUUUGACAGAGACAUUGGACGAAGCAUGCAAACAGGACUGAGGACCCCUGUGAGAAGGUCCAAAAGUGAAGGACAAAUGAAAAAGGCAGACGGCCCUUCGGUGGUGCCAGAAGUUUGUACUGACGCAACUUUAAACGACAGGCUCUGGAGCAAACUUGACCCCAGCAGCCAUCGGGAUAGUGUGUCAUCGUCUUCCAGCAUUUCGUCCAAUGACACUGUGAUUGAUCUGUCCUUGCCCAACCUUUCCAGGAAAAGCCUUACCUGUCUUAGCGCAGCCCGGGAUUAUUCAGACAAGCAGGCUUCGUUGACCAACAACCAUCGGUCGGUCAUUGCAGGAUGUGGAGUCUCGCUUGUCAGCAAGAGCAAGUCCAACCCCAACCUGCGGGAUGGCGAGAUGUGCAAUACAGAUGACGAUUUGCAACCCAGACCUCUGGUAGCCGAUAAAGACCCCAUCCGACCCAUGCAAAGGCGACACACGUGGAGCAGGUUGUACGUUGAAGGCCUAAAGCAGUCAUCGACACUUGCUGCUUCUGCAGCCUCCAAGAAGUCAACUACCCUUUCAGCAAAAGACAUCGACUCAAAGUCCAAAAGUCUGGGAGAUCUCACUUCAGACGAUAUCAUCUGUAACUUCGAGAGCAAGUAUCGCAGCAUUAGCCGCAGUUUCAUCGUGAGGCCAAGUCGCCAACAUGGGAAAACUCUGAGGAAACCCCAAAAUGAUUUCACUGAGCAGCUGAAGAGGCUCACUGACGUGGAACCCCUUACCAGCAAGGACUUUGCUCAGUGCCGGGCUGACUCAGAAGCAGGACAGGAAGAAGAGGAGAUGCCUCCUUUACGGAGGAGUUCAUCACGGAGCCAGAGCCGCGUGAGAUACAUCGCUAACCGUGCCAGGCAGGCCCAGGAAAGGCAACGGCUACAAAGCAUAACCCGGAUGUCUGGGAGCCCCAUCGAAGAGCGUGGGAACCCUGAAGGAGCUUGUAGUGUACCCCAUAGUCCUUGCACUUGCCUGGAUCUUUUAAGCCAGCUUCCACCAGGACCACCCCAACAAAGCCCACUGAGCCCGGACAAUGAGGUCUUCUUUAUGCUCAGGCUGUAAAAGGAUGAGUGUGUUGAGCGAACAAAACAAAAGAUGGCCUCCCUCCACCUAUCACAAGGAUACUUCAGUGGACAUCUUUCGCUUACGUGCACCUACUGUAUUACACCUUCCAUUUUAGAUUGAUUUAUUUUGUUUCGUACUUCGGAUCGUGUUUAAUGAGCUGUUAAAAGGGAUGAAAAGCUAAGCUUUACAUUUUAACUUGGAUGCAACGGUUUGCUAGUUUGUACAAACUAUUUGUAAAUGUGCAUGUGUUUGUUGAAAAAAAAAGCCAAAGGAGAACAUCUUAAGAUUUUUAGUGUAUAAAACAGAUACAUGGUUGCGAAUAGAAAUUAUUAUGAAACUAAAACAUUUUAAAACUACUGUAGAUUAUGCCUGUGGCAUCUGUGAUACUGGAUUUUCGUUUUUAAGAUGCAGCCUAGUGCAGCAAUAGAUUUAAAUAUAAAUGAGUAAGCACUACUAAUACACAAAUAUUCUCUUAAUAAAAUGUUUAUUAGUCUGCAGCCAAAUACAAAUGCAUUUUGUCUGUGUUGUUAAUGAUAUGAGAGCACAUUUUGUAACCAAGCAUGACGUGUGUCACGUUAAUUUAUUGUCCCUUGAAACUAUUUUUAAGUAGUAAGAUUAAUGACUGCGUUCUCUUUGUUUAUAAUUUAGUAAAAUGACCUCUUUCAGUUUGUUCUUGAGAUCAAUUAUUUACUACUGAAGUGUAGCUCUAAAAUACAGUACAUAUAAAUGAAAUAAAAAAUGCAUAUCUUCACUUUAUGUACAGUAGCUUACCAUUUGAAAUGGUGUUAUAUGUUGGUUCUGUGCUCGGUCUACUGUAUUUUAUGUUUGAAAAGUUUGAUUUAGAAAUGUACAGUCUAGCUGUGAUGUUGGGUAGAUGUUGUUCAAUGUUAUUGUCCUAAGUACUAAUACUACUACUUUUAUUACUUUUUUAAAGAAUGCUACUCAAUUAAAGAAAUAAAUUUGUACCAAUUAAAAUAUCUGCUUUCUUACUGUAUUUUGGGAUCUGAAUUUAACAAAUAUUACUUUUACUUUCCAUGCUGUGCAGAUAUGGG
Messenger RNA from Danio rerio (zebrafish), 6142 nucleotides. It is a transcript of the gene plch2a, whose product is annotated as phospholipase C, eta 2a. The record is from RefSeq and is marked validated. Lineage: Eukaryota; Metazoa; Chordata; Actinopteri; Cypriniformes; Danionidae. Gene Ontology annotation, cellular component: cytoplasm; membrane. Gene Ontology annotation, biological process: lipid catabolic process; intracellular signal transduction; lipid metabolic process. Gene Ontology annotation, molecular function: phosphatidylinositol-4,5-bisphosphate phospholipase C activity; calcium ion binding; hydrolase activity.